Messenger RNA from Pocillopora damicornis (cauliflower coral), 2027 nucleotides. Its product is annotated as prolactin-releasing peptide receptor. Gene Ontology annotation, cellular component: plasma membrane. The record is from RefSeq and is a predicted model, not a curated record. Gene Ontology annotation, biological process: G protein-coupled receptor signaling pathway. Gene Ontology annotation, molecular function: G protein-coupled receptor activity. NCBI's taxonomy places the organism in Eukaryota, Metazoa, Cnidaria, Anthozoa, Scleractinia, Pocilloporidae.
UUGAACAACAAAUUUGCAUUCAUGAAUUUUUUUCUCGGAUGUACGUGAUAUACGAAAAAUGCAUUUGCGUCCAGUCUGUCAAUAUUAAUCUUACCAAGCGAGAGUAACGUGUCAUUCAUUUGUUUUCUUCUUUGUCAUUAACUUCCUCUUACGAAAGUGAGAUUCUCUAUUUCAAGUCGUGAGUGAUAAAUAAUCGGAUAAACUAGCGAGAGAAAUUUUAGCAAGGGGAACGGGAGUGAACUCAAAAGAAAGCUUCUGAGAUUACAGUGACGAUGAUGAAUAACUCCUCUGAACCAACCGUCUUUGACGAGGAGGAUUUCGAAAUGACAGACAUCGAUGACGUCACAAAGAUUGUCACUACUAGUGCAUACGCGAUCAUCUUCCUGUUUUCAUUCCUGGGAAAUUCGCUCGUCAUCCACAUUGUGCGCACACGUGUGAGCAUCCGUCGCAACCCUUUCAACUGGCUUUUGGUAAACACUGCUGUAGCUGAUCUCUUGAAUGUGACAACUGCCUCUGCCCUCACGGUGCCAGUCAUCUUGUGUGAAAACCGAUGGAUAUCAGGCGUAAUAGGUACGAUCCUGUGCAAGUUGACAGUGUAUAUGUUGCCGGUUUCCAUCUGUGUUUCAAUCUGGAGCCUUGCCAUCAUUGCUAUUGAUCGAUAUCUGGCUAUUGUGUGCGCCAUUUGGAAGAGGAAGAGAGAGCCACUAUCGCACAGGUCAGUGAAAAAGUCCAUCGUUGCCGUGUGGAUAUUCGCAGGCUUGAUAUUUAGUGAGGAGCUUUACAAGUUCACAGUAUACGAGGUGGAGGGGGAAGCCGCUGAAUGCCACGGGCAGUGGCACAAUAUGGAGCCUGAACUUUCGGAUACUCUUUAUCGAGCUGAAAUGAUUGUCAGAGUAGUCAUCACCUAUGCUGUUCCGCUCCUUGUUAUAUCAGUCCUUUACUCACUGAUAGCCAAGUUCCUCUGGACACACAAGCCACCGGGAAAUGCCACAUUGCAGGUGCAUAUCAAGCGAACAAGAAGACACCGUGCGGUUAUUAAGAUGCUGGUCACAGCUGUUGUCGUUUUCGCCAUUUGCUGGCUUCCCGUUCAUAUCGCCCACAUCAUGGAAUAUUUUUACAAUGAUAUUUACGACAUGAUUCCCUUCGGUACCCUGGUAAUGAUGUACUGGCUGGCGCAUGCUAAUGCUGCAAUCCAUCCCUGGUUGUUCAUUUACUUUGGCGAGAAUUUACGAAUGGAGACGAAAGGAAUAUUCCAGCAUCUCAGCAGCAGAAAAACCAACGUUUUGGAACAGUUCAGACAACAAACAUUUUCCCUACCAACGCUGUCUACUGAUCCAGAUACGGUUCGCAGAGCCAACAGAACAAAACGCGAUUCAUUCAUCGCUAUAAACGCCGUUUGACUUUGAUCUGGUUCGUAAACUCUGCUUGAUAAAUUGAGAGCCAUGAUAUAUCACAGAUUCUCCGUUCAUCGUAUCAGUGCUAUGGUUUCUUUCUUCAAAGCUUAGUUGGCACAGCUCAGAUUUUGUUCGUUAAGUAAUCCCAGAUUUAAAUUUUAUCUACUACAUCUGCAUAAAAACUGAAGGUAAUUGGGUCACAAUCUAUUGACCUACCAUGAUUAAAACAUUUAAAAUUUUCUUUAGUAGUACCUGCAUUAGAAAAGGCUUGCAUGAAAUUCGUAGCUAAAAAGCUGGCUUUGGGUUGACCAUAUAUAUGUAUAUGUUCAGAAUUCAUAUUUCUUGAUUUCUGUAAGGUAAAGCGCUACCUUGCUGGUGGGGUAGUCUUUACAUCAAUUAACCACAACAUUUUUUGAUAUCAGGAUAUGCAAUUACUACAUAACUAGAAUAGAUUUUGUUACUAUGUAAAAAAAAUUGAUUAGACAUAUACUCACUUAUGUAGGAUAAAACUGCUCAGUUUUAGAUAAACACUAUAAACUGAUGUUUUAACUAUGCGUCACAAGAAAACUGAGUACAAGAAGCAUCCAUGAUGCUUAGGGUUAAAAAGUAUCUUAAAAGUAUUCAUUAUGACAA